Vombatus ursinus (common wombat) is the source of this 380-nucleotide messenger RNA. RefSeq names its product ubiquitin-like protein 5. The coding region runs from base 80 to 301 and encodes 73 amino acids. Lineage: Eukaryota; Metazoa; Chordata; Mammalia; Diprotodontia; Vombatidae. Gene Ontology annotation, cellular component: cytoplasm; nucleus. Gene Ontology annotation, biological process: protein modification process; mRNA splicing, via spliceosome. The transcript is spliced from 5 exons. Gene Ontology annotation, molecular function: protein binding; protein tag activity. The record is from RefSeq and is a predicted model, not a curated record.
CCGUAAAGCGCAGACACCUGGUGUCGUAGUGGGUGCUCUGUGAGGCAGGAGCUAGAGCGGCUAGGCGCGUCCUGGAGCCAUGAUCGAGGUUGUGUGUAACGAUCGGCUGGGUAAGAAGGUCCGUGUGAAGUGCAACACCGACGACUCAAUAGCAGACUUGAAGAAACUGAUUGCUGCACAGACAGGCACCCGUUGGAACAAGAUUGUUCUGAAGAAAUGGUACACAAUCUUCAAGGACCACGUGACUCUGGGAGACUAUGAGAUCCACGAUGGAAUGAACCUGGAGCUUUAUUACCAAUAAGGGUAGCAACACCCCAUCCCCCAAAUCUGCACCUCUCUUCCCUUUUUAAAAGUCUAAUAAAAUAACUUCAAUGAUGGUG